Molecule: messenger RNA, 2192 nt
Organism: Tripterygium wilfordii
Lineage: Eukaryota; Viridiplantae; Streptophyta; Magnoliopsida; Celastrales; Celastraceae
Product: protein SUPPRESSOR OF FRI 4-like
Exons: 8
Coding region: 325-1473 (382 amino acids)
Cellular component (GO): nucleus
Molecular function (GO): DNA binding
Source: RefSeq, a predicted model, not a curated record
CAUCCAAAUCAGCCACACCAAAGACUAGACACUCCCAAUUUUCUGGAAAACAAAAACACCAUUGUGGUUGCUAUCAGCACCGUCACAUUUCAUCCAAAUCAGCCCCACCAAUGACUCGGCACUCCCAAUUUUCUGUAAUAGGAAAACAAAAGGCAAAAUUAAAUAUUUAUAUUAAACAGAUCACAGUGGCUACAGAGUACCAGACGGAAACCCUAAUUUACCUCCGGGAUUUGAUCGGGAAGAAUCGAAGAAGACGACGAAGAACAAGAGGUAGUAGUAGACGAGGGUAAUAAGAGUGAUUUCAAGAAAAGCGGGCGACGUAAGAUGGGAAAAAAGAAGAAGAGAGCAUCUUCGAAGAUGUGGUGCUAUUACUGCGAUCGUGAAUUCGACGACGAGAAGAUCCUGGUGCAGCACCAGAAAGCGAAGCACUUCAAGUGCCAUGUCUGCCACAAAAAGCUUUCAACUGCCAGUGGAAUGGCUAUCCACGUCCUUCAGGUCCACAAAGAGAACGUCACCAAGGUUCCCAAUGCAAAACCUGGCAGAGAAUCAACGGAAAUUGAGAUAUAUGGGAUGCAAGGAAUUCCUCAAGAUGUCUUGGCUGCUCACCAUGGAGAAGAAGAAGAAGGUCCAGCAAAAGCAUCCAAAGUGCAGGUUCCAACUACUCAGCUUGUCGGGGGUGUAGUUCCUGGACAAUUAGGUGUUGCAUAUCCCCAUGCACCAAACGUAGGGGCAAUACCGUCAGUUUACAACUCUGCAGUACCCAUGCCUCCUACUGGUUGGCCAGUUCCUCCUCGGACACAGCCUUGGUUUCCACAACAUCCAGCACUUUCAGUUACCCCUGUGGGAUAUGCUCGGCAGCCAUUGUUUCCUGUACAAAACAUGAGGCCUCCUCUACCUACAUCUUUAUCAUCUUCUCUCCAACCUUCACAAGUAGGCCCGCCUGGACUGCCAGUGUCCAUGCCACCUGUUCCUGUAUCGCAACCUUUGUUUCCAGUUGUUAGUAGCACUUCAGUGACGCAAAGUCUACCUUUUUUUGCUUCUUUGGCUUCAACAAAUAAUUCACCAAUUGCUGCAGCAGAAGUUAAUCCCUUAACUAAUGCACAUGCUGGAGCAAACCCCCAAAUGACAAGCAGCUUCAAUGGCCCAAGCAUUUCAGGCGGGACAGUGGUCAAUUCACAUUCUUAUGCCUCUGGUCCAAACACCAGUGGUCCUUCCAUUGGACCUCCCCCUGUAAUUGCAAACAAAGCUCCUGCAAACCAACCAGCUGUGAAUGAGGUCUAUUUAGUUUGGGACGAUGAGGCGAUGUCCAUGGAGGAAAGAAGGAUGUCAUCAGCGAAGUAUCAGGUUCCUGAUGUAACUAGCCAGAUACCAUUGUUUACGCGCUGUUACCUAUUUAAAGAGAUGAGCUCUGUUGAUGCAGCCAUAGACAAAAGGAUAUCAGAAAGCAGGCUUGCUGGUCGAAUGGCAAUUUAGAUCAACUGGAGUCUGCAUUAACGUGUUUUUACGGCUGGAAUCUUUAGGUGGAUGGAUCCUUCUAUGGAUACUGGAGAAUUUAUUUAAACUGCAGGAUUCCUAGUGUCAUUCUUACAUCGCUCGAGGUCAUAGAAAAAAGAGUGUUGUGUUCUUUGCAAGAAAUUGAAUUAGAGGGAAACGCAUUCUUUAAUUGUGAAGUGAGAGGGUCUGGAGAAGGAGCAUUACGUAAAAUAUUUUUCCAUCGUUUUCCUUUUUUCCUCUUUUUAUAAAACUUUUUAGGAGUGCUUAGCAAAAGAAAUUGGAGCAUGUUAGGAUACAGUCAUUCUGAACCUCUUGACUUGAAAUUACAUAAAAUUGUCCUAAACAUUUCUUCUUAUCUUCGUCUCUCUCCUUGUUUUGUGGGAGCAGUUGUACACUGUUGCACUGUAGAGAUUAGGAGAGGUGAAGGAGAUGAUGAAGAGUAGAAUGGCAAUGACGGAAAAUGGAUCAUCAUAUCUGUCACUAGAAUCUGUGAUUGGAAACAAUUAAGACAAGCUUUUCCGCUAUGAAUCUGAAUGAAUAAACAAGUUGUCAAUUGUCGAGCAUAUUUCAACACAACCUUGACUUGGAGAACACUGAUAAUAGUCCAGAUGGCAUACGCCAUUGCAGAAUUGAAAAUUGAAUAUCAACCAAAGAAGAGUGGGAACAAAAGAUGUACAUUUCAAGGGGAAAAAAAAAAA